UAACGUAAAAUUCGCUACACGCCUAUCAGCUUAUCGCUUGAGGCCUACACGCGAACUGGGGCGGGCGCUGGCUCUUUUGAUUGACGCUCGAGUCGCAUGCGUCAUGCGACAAUCUCGGCGCUCUUAUGUAGAGGUAUUUUAAGAACUAAAUUCGCGUGACAGCGCACAUACAUACACACACACCCGUUCCAAAGCACACGAUCAGGCUAAUGGCCAUUCCUCCAGACAGGAACAUGCAUUCCGAUAAAGCUACUACCUCAACCAGCGAAGGGCGAAAGAGCUCGAAGCCCAUUAUGGAAAAACGACGAAGGGCGAGGAUAAACGCCAGUUUGUCAGAGUUGAAAUCCCUGUUACUUGAAGUGAUCAAGAAAGAGGGAUCAAGACAUAGUAAAAUGGAGAAGGCAGAUAUUUUAGAGAUGACGGUUAAACACCUGCGGCAACUUCAAAGACAGCAAUUUACAGGGUCACCUAAAACUGAUUCGAAUGUUUUGAAUAAUUAUCGCCUUGGAUUUGAUGAAUGUGCCCAGGAAGUGACUCGCUAUUUAUCCCAGAUGGAAAUAAACGAUGUGAAUCUACGAUCCAAGAUUUUAGAUCAUUUAGCAAGUUGUGUUUCUAGUGGAAUAUUCAACCCGUCUCCCCCUUCCACACCUGUAUCCUCUACCACACCCACUCCACCAUCUCAGACUUGUGGUUCAUCACCACAACUACAGAUGCCAGCUCAAAUAUCACCAUCGCCAUCAAUGGUUUACAACCCGAUUCAACAAGAACAGCUUCCGCCACAUUCUCAGGUUUUGCAGACUAUUCCUUCGCUUCCCGGACUUCCUACUCCUCCAGCUCCCCCAGCUCCAGGACAAGGACAAGCUGUUCAAAUGACAAACAUCGUCAGUGCUGUGCAAGUGAUUCCUACAAAACUUCAAUCAGGAGAAAUAGCAUUCGUUAUGCCUGGUAAUGUUUUAAAUAGCCAGGCACCUAGCUAUAUUAUCCCUGUUUAUCCUUCUGCGUCAGCUACUAGUUGUUCACCACUAGCACAGACUGUUUAUACUGCACCAGUGUCUGUUCCCAACGUGAUAUCAUCCUUACCUAUUGUUCCAACACCCCAACAUGUUAUUUCCCCGCGACCAUCUCAGCAUGUGCCAUCAGCCACAGUAUCAUCGGAACACCAGUUCGCAACUGUUUCUUCCGGAUUAGGAAUAACAACCCAGUCAGUUACACCGUAUCAUCCAAACAUAUCUCUCUUCUCACCCCACCACCCAGCAGCACCACAGGCUUCACAUACUCGGCCAGCACCUUUAAUUCCUUUGGAACCAAGACCACUGUUCUCAUUACGUCAUGAUCGGGACGAAAACGACGGACAUGUCCGCCAAGAUAGGGAACUACCUUGUGAUGAGAAUAUGUGGCGACCCUGGUGAGACAAACAGACUGGGUUCGGAUUAUAUUUAUUAAGUAUGAAAUUGACUGUUCAGUUGAAAGGAAUUUUGUUGGAUAUUUAUUUGGAGUUACUAUAAAUCCGUGUAGCAGACAAUAGUGGAUAACUUCAUAACAAAGAACAGAUAAAACAAAUUAUGCCCGAUAUAGGAAGCUGGGAGAAUGCUAUAUAUGGGGAUAAGAUCUUUAGGAUUUUUGUUUACAGUGUUGCUUAAAAUCGUUUCAAAAGCAACGCUUCAUCAGAGGUGGAACAUAUCCUUCUUCUAAUUCUUAUCUGCGACAUCACAUAUUGUGGAAGCUGACGUUAAACGCGAUUGUAUAAUGUGAAUGGUUAAAAGACUAAUACCUACAAGCCAAUUACAGGAUUGUGUAGUGUUUGUUAUUUGUAACAAAUGAACAACAAUUGCUACCGACAACUUUAUGUUCGUAUCAAUAAACAGUAUAAACCGUUCUAGGUUUUGCUUAAUAUUUUAUUUAUAACAUUCCAUGGAACUUUUGUUUUCGUGUAUCGAUAACGUCUUCCAUAUUUCUAAACGAAAAUAACAUAUAUAAUGAUAUAAACAAACAUUCCUUAUUUUCGCCAUAAUGUGAUUUUGAAAAUUAACAAUAUUAAUCACUCCUUCAGUUUUCAUGCAAAAUUUGUUUUCAUACCGUGACGCUAGAUGUUCGCGAAGGACUAAACAUAAACUGUCGGCAUAAUAUGUUCAAGAAUGAGCACGCUUCCAUUGUCUACCUUAAGACUGUCAACAUUAUUUAUAUGUUCCAGAAUGAGCACGCUUCCAUUGUCUACCUUAAGACUGUCAACAUUAUUUAUAUGUUCCAGAAUGAGCACGCUUCCAUUGUCUAUCUUGAGAUUAUCAAAAUGAGCGAGAAUAAACGGUCUAUCUUAAGAUUGUCAAUAUUAGAUAUUGCAGAAUGAGCAAGUGUGUACGUUCUAUCUUAAGACUGUUAACAUUCGAUGCUCAAGAAUGAGCAAGCAUGGAUUGCCAUGAAUAUCAACAGUAUUUAUAUUAUGAGUAUUGCGUCGUGCGGAAAUUAGAAUAUAUUGUUCAAUAAUUGAUAUUUUUUUACCUGCUUAUGAAAGGAACAAAUAUUGAAGAUUAUCUGUUUUAAAAUUAUUAUAAAUGUACUUUUUGUACAUUGUUAUUUUCAACCAACGAACAAACAUAAUCAGUAUAUUGAAUAUAGCCAAUUGACAGCUGGUUUUACUAUUCGAAUAUUGUAGGUCUAUAUUGAAAUAUAAUUCGAAUUAUCGUUUCAUUUCAAAUGAUAAAUAUUUUGACCACUUCUUUUCUUUUAUUAGCGGUAUUGGUUUUUUUUCAGAAAUCAAUCUAUUUUCUUUUUUAUGAAUAAUAGUGGAUUACAAUGAAUUAAUAUUAUUAAAUUUUAAACGAACUGGUCAGUUUUUUUUAUUAGUUUUACAAAAUAUCCAAUGAUAAAUAGCACAAAAUCAGUUGCUAGAAUUCUAAAAGUAUGUCCGCACAACUGGCUGGUAUAGAAAAUAUUUCAGACUAUUCUUUAUCAAAUACCUACGUGGACACAGUAGAAAACUAAUGUAAACCUAUAAUUCAAUGACCAUCCCGUAACUAAACUAUUAUUUUUUACCCUAUUUUUAAGCUGACAAGCUGCUCAUUUAAGAAAGUAAAACAUAAGUUCUUAUCUUGUCGAUUUUGAAUCUUGCAAUGUUUUUGGUUAUAUUACUAUUGUGUGUAAAUAUGUGAUACAAAAUAAACAGGGACUUAAAUUUGAAAGUGCUAUAAAUAAAUAAAUCUUAUUUUAUAUAUAUAUAUAUACAUAUUU
Molecule: messenger RNA, 3225 nt
Organism: Patella vulgata (common limpet)
Lineage: Eukaryota; Metazoa; Mollusca; Gastropoda; Patellidae
Product: transcription factor HES-1
Exons: 4
Coding region: 210-1409 (399 amino acids)
Biological process (GO): anterior/posterior pattern specification; regulation of neurogenesis; regulation of transcription by RNA polymerase II
Cellular component (GO): nucleus
Molecular function (GO): protein dimerization activity; RNA polymerase II cis-regulatory region sequence-specific DNA binding; DNA-binding transcription factor activity, RNA polymerase II-specific
Source: RefSeq, a predicted model, not a curated record